AAGAAAAGGACAAGCGUGAAGUGCUUCUCAGAUAAACCCUUUGUUUUGAUUACCGCAUUGGUCUCUCUCUCUUUAUCUCACUGCGACUCACUCUAGUGAGAGAAAGAAGAAGCGAAGAAAAAAAACACACACACACAAACACAAGCACAGUUGAAAAUGGCUCUGCUUACCCUCUCUUCGCUGCAAUGAAGAAACGUUUGUUUUUCUUCUCCGAAGAAGAAAAAUGGCUCUCGGCGACGAUGCGCAGCACCACUCUCCCUCGUUCCUCGAUGCCCUUCUCUGCGAAGAGCGAGAAACCUUCGAGGAAGACUUUGAUGAGAACGGUUAUGAGCGUGAGACCGAAAACAACGAACCCUCUGUGAUAAAGUCGCAAUCUUUGCCCUUGGUUUUGCACGAUAAUGACCUGUUCUGGGAAGACGAAGAGCUCGUGUCGUUAAUCGCGAAAGAGGGAGAGACCCAUUUGUGUUUUCAUGGUGUCGUUGCUAAUGGGGCCUUGGAAGGGCCUCGUGUUGAGGCUGUGAACUGGAUUUCGAAAGUUUGUGGGCACUAUGGGUUCUCCGCUUUGACAACUGUUCUCGCUGUUAACUACUUUGAUAGGUUCAUCACAAGUUUGAAGUUUCAGAACGAUAAGCCGUGGAUGACACAGCUCACUGCUGUUGCUUGUUUGUCCCUUGCUGUGAAAACGGAAGAGACCCAUGUGCCACUCCUCUUGGACCUUCAAGUGGAGGAGUCAAGGUUUGUGUUUGAGGCAAAGACUAUUCAGAGAAUGGAGCUGCUGGUGCUGUCAACUCUUAAGUGGAGGAUGCAUCCGGUGACCCCAAUUUCCUUCUUUGAACACAUUGUGAGAAGGCUUGGUUUGAAGAGUCGCUUGCAUUGGGAGUUUCUAUGGCGUUGUGAGCGUGUUCUUCUCAAUGUCAUUGCCGAUUCAAGGGUUAUGAGUUAUCUUCCUUCUACAUUGGCUGCUGCGACAAUGAUCCGUGUUAUUAAAGAGAUUGAAUCAUUUAAUGCGACCGAGUACAUUGAUCAGCUUCUGGGUUUACUAAAGAUUAGUGAGGAACAAGUGAACCAGUGCUACAAAAUCAUACAGAAACUAUUAGGUUGCUAUGAAGGCAUUUACAGCCUUCACCAGAAACGCAAGCGACUAUCUGAACCGGGUAGCCCAGGUGCUGUCACUGAUGCAUCUUUCAGUUGUGAUAGCUCAAAUGAUUCAUGGACCGUGUCAUCAUCAGUCUCACUUUCACUGGAGCCGCUGUUGAAGAGGAGAAAAUCUCAGGACCAGCAAAUGCGACUGCCUUCUGUCAAUUGUGUGUCAAUUGAUGUUCUUAAUAGCCCUCGCUAAUAAUGAACUUAGUAUUUACUUCAAAUGUGGUAGCUUUCUUUCAUAUAAAUCUGGCAGUUAUGUUAUUGAAAUGCUACUAAAUUAUGUUCUUAGUUAUAGACAUUUCUAGCCAUAAUUUGAAAAUUAAUGAGGCAGAGACUGAGAUACCCUUCUCCACUUUGUGGUUUAAGGUGGAAAAGGGAUCUGGUACUGAGUAGAAAUAUAAGUUAUAAACUUGUAAUUC
Molecule: messenger RNA, 1562 nt
Organism: Glycine soja
Lineage: Eukaryota; Viridiplantae; Streptophyta; Magnoliopsida; Fabales; Fabaceae
Product: cyclin-D3-2-like
Exons: 4
Coding region: 224-1339 (371 amino acids)
Biological process (GO): regulation of cyclin-dependent protein serine/threonine kinase activity; mitotic cell cycle phase transition
Cellular component (GO): cyclin-dependent protein kinase holoenzyme complex; nucleus; cytoplasm
Molecular function (GO): cyclin-dependent protein serine/threonine kinase regulator activity
Source: RefSeq, a predicted model, not a curated record